UCCAAAACAAGAAAAAGAAGGAAUCUGAGACCACAUAUCCAUGUUUCAUCGCUAAUUCUCGGGAAACCAGCGGACUCCUCAAGAUUGCCAAAUCAUUGGAAAACAAUGGAGUAUGUGGCAUUCCUACAGAUACUGUCUAUGCCUUGGCUGCUUCAUGCAAGAACCCCAGUGCAAUUGAGAAGAUCUACUCUAUCAAAGACCGUCCUGCAGAGAAGCCAGUGUGCAUCUGUAUCUCAAGUGUGGAGCAGCUUGUGGCCGCCAAACCUCCUUUCAGCCCUCUGCUCUGGGAGUUCAUGAGAAAUGUCUACCCCGGAGGCAUUAGUUGCAUUGUCCCAAAGUGCGAAUGGCUCCUCAAACUUGGUGUGGGUCCUGCAUAUGACCGUGUGGGGACCAGAGAUAGCAUUAUGAUUAGAGUACCUGACCACACCACUACUGCUCACCUGUGUGAAUUCACCGGCCCAUUGGCCAUUACAUCAGCCAAUCCCAGUGGAGAAGCUGACAGUACCCACCAUGAUAUGGUCAUCAACCGUCUUGGUCACAAGAUUGAUGGAGUCCUGUGUGAUGGUGAAUCUAAUGAGUUGGUGGCAUCAACUGUAGUGAACUGCCUCAAAAUUGAUGAAGGAACUAUCAGCAUUCUUCGUGAAGGUUGUGUGCCUGCACUGAAAGUGAGGCAGAUUUUUGAACGAGUAAAAAGCAACAUGUUGUAGAAUUACUACCAACAUCAGCAUUGACAGCACUUUUACUUGCUUUGUUCAAUUUGAAGGAUGUUUCAAUUUGUAUAUGAAGAUAGAACUUAAACUUUACAUGUAUAUAAAGCAAUUUUGAUAUCACUUCACUACAUUAUUAGCUAUUGUGAGUAUCACCCUGAAAACAUGUUAAAGUGAGCAUUGUUGAAGCCCGUAUUAAGUAAGCAUUAGCUACAUAAACCUGUUACAGAUGUGUAAAUGUAUUAUAUGUUUGCCAAUGCUUGUGAAGUUUGAAAAGUGUUCUAAUACUGAACUGUAAUUUUUUAUUAAUUUAUUGCUAUUUAUGUACUCUUUCAGUGGAUCAUGCCUUUGUUGAUCAAGAGUAAAUAUACUAAACAGAAGCACUUAGAAAUCAAUGAGCAAUUCAACCAGAGUGAAAAUGUAUUUAAAUAUUAUCUCUGCAAAGUAUGCUUGUAUUUGUAUUGUGAACUGAGAAACUGUAUGCAUGAGAUUUCUUUUUUCAAAUGUGCUUUAUAACUGUCUAAUAAAAUACUGACAUGAA
Cyprinus carpio (common carp) is the source of this 1248-nucleotide messenger RNA. RefSeq lists its product as uncharacterized. Lineage: Eukaryota; Metazoa; Chordata; Actinopteri; Cypriniformes; Cyprinidae. Gene Ontology annotation, molecular function: double-stranded RNA binding; tRNA binding; nucleotidyltransferase activity. The record is from RefSeq and is a predicted model, not a curated record. Gene Ontology annotation, biological process: regulation of translational fidelity. Gene Ontology annotation, cellular component: cytoplasm.